Rotaria socialis is the source of this 2418-nucleotide messenger RNA. The record is from the annotation of a GenBank genome assembly. NCBI's taxonomy places the organism in Eukaryota, Metazoa, Rotifera, Eurotatoria, Philodinida, Philodinidae.
AUGAGUGCAUCCGUGGAACUUUUACGUGAGAAAGGUACGACAUUGUCAAACGACCAAUUGAAUGCGUGCUUGAAUGGCAUUAUGCACGAUCUAACAGUGGUCAAAGAUGCAAAUAAUCAACAAACAUUUAUUGAAAUGUUGACCAGUGUCAUUCGAGUGCUCACACCAAUGGAUCCUCCCACCAGUUAUAGUAAUCAUCCGCUAAUCAUCAACGUCUUACGUGACAGUUUUAUCGAUUUUCUUAAGCAAGAAAGGAAUGAAACUGUGGAACCUGUACUGAAAGAACUUUCUGAUUUCUUUCAACAACGCGCCGCAUCAUCCUUAAAGGCGAAUAACGAUACCAGACAAAUGCUAACUGAUGCGCUCGUGGUGUUCCUCGCCGGAACAGUUUCCACUUACACGCUCUUCGCAUUCUGCAACCUUUCUGAUAGUUUGGAUUCAACAAAAACUCCACUUGAUUAUUCGCUCCAUGUCCUCUUGCAUACGUUAGAGAACUGCAAAAAUGGCAAUGACACUGUUACAAGACUUGACGUAAUCAUCGACUGCGUUUGUUCUUCCACGUUCAUUAACACUUUCCGUUCUUUACACUCAAAUGAAGACAAUCUCACAGAGAAUCAGACACUGUUACUGAUUGACUGUGUGACGAAUGUUUAUCAGUACAAUAAUCUUGACACAGUAACUUAUUUAAUGAAAAGUAUUGCUUCUCGUAUGCUACCCAAGUAUGCUCAACUCCUACAUGAAUUUGUACCACCACGAAAACCGACACAUAUAAAUGUGUUGCAUCAUUUCCUUAAGAUGCUUCAAUUUUUGGCAAUCGAUAAUGAUACAAGACAUGAGUUUGCUGACGAUCAUGCGUUGAUGAUAGAUUCACUUCUUGCUAUUUUACAAGAUGAUUUUUUGCAGGAAAAAAUUAAUGACAGCGAUACUAAUGGGCUAAUCGACAAUACGACAUCCUAUUUUUUCUUUAUUACGCUAGAAUCUGAUCUUCUACCACUAAUAAAAACUAAGCCGAAUGUGGCCAAAUGCAUGUUAAAGUUGACAACAGCAAAAAGUGAUGUAACACAACUCAAUGCCUAUCGUACAUUGGCGAUAAUUAUGACUGAAGAUGAAUUAAAAAGCCUCGCAGAACCUGAAAAAAUUACGACUGUAUUCAUAAGACACCUGAACUACUCAAUUGAUGUCAUACAACAACGUCGCCGUCUUGAAAAUCUUCUACUCUGUCUGAAAAGUCUGGUUCAACACGAACAAAUCCGAGAUGAAUUUGCUAAAUCUGGAUCUGGCCUUCCACUGUUGAUCCGUUGUGCUACUGAAUCCAAGUUCGAUUCGACGGUCGUCAAACAGCGAUCUUUAGAACUACUUCUCGUAAUGACCUUCAACAAACAAGCAGAGAAUGCGAUUCGAAGCAAUGCCAAAUUUAUAGCUCACAUUGAAAUUCUAUCGCAUUCCGAAGAAGUAGGUCUACAGCGCGUUGCCGAAAGUGUUUUAUGGAAACUAGCAAACAAAGAUCCGAUUGAAACAGAUACGCAAGAAAAGAAAAAGCAGAAUGAAAGUGACGAAAAUACUUCGCGCAACAAAAAUAACGGGGAUGCUCCUUCGACAAAUAAUCAGCAUGAAUACGAUAUUAUGAUAAGCUAUUCACAUCAGGACAAAGAACUAGUCUACCAGAUUGGCAAACGUCUCGAAGAGGACAACUUUCGCAUUUGGUUGGAUCGUGAUAAUAUGUACGGUUCUCCAACUCGGGCUAUGGCUCAUGCCAUUGAAAAUACUGAUUUUGUUUUCAUUUGCAUGUCGGAUUCCUACAAAAAAAGUGGUUACUGCGAAAUGGAAGCACACUAUGCGUAUCAAAAACAACGUCGCGUCAUUCCACUUAUUGUUAAAGGUCCAUAUCAUGCGGAUGGAUGGCUUGGUCUCCUUACCACGAACAAAAUGUACAUUGAUUUUCACAAGGUUAGCAACUUUGACGAAGCAUACAGCAAGAUCAUUCAAGAAAUCAGUCGACAUCGAGGCAAGUCAAUCCCAACCAUGUCUACACCGGUUGGCAACCACGGGCCAGCUCCACACAGUGUCGACAUAAAGCCUGCUACAGUCGUUACGGCUCCUCUACCUCCUCGAACUUUAUCUCACACACUCACUCUUUGGUCCGAAGACGAUGUUAAGUACUUUUUUCAAAUUAAGCAGCUUCAGGCAAUGUUGCCAAUAUGUGCAGGGAUGGAUGGAUCGACAUUAUCAGGACUAUAUACAAUGUGUCGGACGAACUCUAACGCAAUGUAUGAUUCACUGAAAGCGGAACUAACUGAAUCGAAUUCAAAGAUAUUACCAAUUGUAACGUAUCUAAAGUUCUUGGAAGAAGUAAAAAAAUACGUACCCAUUACGCCUGGUAGUGCAAACGUUGCUUCGGUGGUCUGUAAUCUGAUGUAG